Messenger RNA from Musa acuminata AAA Group (dessert banana), 1399 nucleotides. Its product is annotated as transcription factor MYB98-like. The transcript has 3 exons. Gene Ontology annotation, cellular component: nucleus. Bases 149 to 1297 code for a protein of 382 amino acids. Gene Ontology annotation, molecular function: RNA polymerase II cis-regulatory region sequence-specific DNA binding; DNA-binding transcription factor activity, RNA polymerase II-specific. The record is from RefSeq and is a predicted model, not a curated record. NCBI's taxonomy places the organism in Eukaryota, Viridiplantae, Streptophyta, Magnoliopsida, Zingiberales, Musaceae. Gene Ontology annotation, biological process: regulation of DNA-templated transcription.
UCUCCAGAUAAGGUAACAUCCUUUAUUGACUGCACCCUAAUUACACCACAUACAAAUGUUUGCAUUAGUUUUAAUCUCAUUGUCCUUUGGAUACAUGCUAUCCGUGUCCUAGAAGACAUCUCUCCCUCGCUCUCUUUCUCUCUUUCCAAUGGAUUUUGGGAGCUUCAAAGUCAACAUGAGCAACGGACUCUUGCCAGAAGCUUGUGCUGAUCCAUUUGACAAAGUAGCUAAUGGCUUCCCCUAUGGUUUUGAUGGCUACUUCCCUGACAAGUUGUCUCCACCAUUUGACAGCAUAGAGUCCAGGGUCCCAACUGAAGACAUCCAGGAUGUGGUGUUGCCAUUCUAUGUCACACAGCCUAAUCUUAGCAUAGCUUCGAUGGCUCACACCUUUGAGCCUCCCAUUGCUUGCAGAUGCCCCAGCAAGCUCAGUGUCAUCAACCAUCAUCCUCAGAUGGAAGUCGAGAUGAAUAGGAAGUCUAUGUCCGCAAGAAGAAAUGGUGGUAAAGCACAGAAGAAAACCAACGUGGUUAAAGGCCAAUGGACCCUCGAAGAAGACAGGUUGUUGAUAAGACUAGUGGAACAGUAUGGACUGAAAAAGUGGUCUCACAUUGCUCAGAUGUUACAUGGAAGAAUAGGAAAGCAGUGCAGAGAGAGAUGGCACAACCAUCUGAGGCCUAACAUCAAGAAGGAUACAUGGUGCGAGGAGGAGGACAAGAUACUGAUCCAAGCUCACUCCGAAAUCGGCAACAAGUGGGCUGAGAUCGCCAAGAGGCUGCCGGGCAGGACUGAGAACUCCAUCAAGAACCACUGGAAUGCAACCAAGCGAAGGCAGUUCGCCAGACGGCGGUGCCGCAACACCAGGAACCCCAAGUCCGGCAUGCUCCUGCAGAACUACAUCAAAAGCCUGGCACUCAGCCCCGCACCCUCGACAAGAAAGCGCAAGCCCGGCAACAGCUCCAAAUCCACCGUGAGCGCCAUGCCCGCCGAGGAGCCCAGCACGGCCGCAGAUGCCUAUCGAGACGGCGACGACCACUUAGUCCCUGCCUGCGACUUCAGCGACGUCAUGGUCAGCCUGCUGUUUGAGGACGAGGAGAAGGUCCCGGCUGAGGGGUACGAUGUCGGCCACCUGUUCGACCAGCUCGGCUGUGGUCUAGGCGUUGACAAGAGCUUGGAGAUGGAGAUGGAGUACUGGGAUGACAUCGUCGCCACACCGCAGUCGUACGAGGACGUGAAGCCGGAGAUGGACUUGGUGGAGAUGAUGUCUCAGAACAGCAGUACUAGCAAUAACAUGUCAUGAGAUGAUCUGCUUACGUCAAACCUAUAACAACACCUAUGUGAUAGAAAAUAUAUAUAGAGGGAUAUCGGUAAUUAUUGGAACUUAAAAAUAAUAAUAAGCCUA